AUGCCACUGGGCAGAAACUUUGCUUCGAAGCGACCUCCAUCACACAGGCAACAAAAGACAAAUAGCCCAGCGGACAAAAGUGGAAAGCACAAGCUAAACCAAGAUCAACCAGAAAGCGACAGACCACGUGAGCAUGCAAACAAGAAUUAUGGUUUUAAGAAACCCAGACGAAAAGAGUGGAAACGACCAGGUUUUCCUUCGAAAGGCUCUAGACCCGAAGUUCUUCAGCAGUCUGGCUUCUUGUACGACUUGCGUCGGCGAGAUGGAGAUGACAACCAAUCAUCGUCGCCAAAGAUUCCCAUUGCUUCGCUAGAUGCUUCCGCACUUCUAGAUCCCCUUUCAUAUUGCAGAUCAUCAGCGAAGGUAGCUCAUACUCACGGUGUGACCCAAUCCAUUAGCGGGACGGAUGCAGCUCGGCGUCUUUUGCGGGGUAAGAAGGAAUUUAUCACCAUGGCGAGAACAAUGCGCUCUCCAGGAUUGCUUACUGGGCAUGGAGUGCCACCGGAACUGUUGCAACAUUGCGUUGACAUGGCUGAUGCCCUAAUGCAAGACUAUGGACAGAACAUUGUGGAAAUGUCGUUUCACAACUACAAUGACACUUCGAACGAAACCAAGCAUCCACAUAUCCUCAGAAUACGAGGUCAGGACGGGACAAAUCGAUGCAGUCAAUGGCCAAUACGCACCAACAUUGAUUGGGACUAUCACAUGUCUUUGUACGUUGCGGUGAUGGAACGGCUUGUGAAAAAUCUUGGUUUGGUUCUUCCAAGUAGAAGCGACGCUCUUCAGUCUGAGUGGGGUGAGAAAAAAAACGAGGAGAGGAAAUACGAUGACUUCACGGCAUCCCCUUUAUUGUUUCCAAGCUCUAACCACAUUCCUCACUGGAAUGUGGACAUUUUGCGUGGUGGGGUCUUUAAGUUUUAUGACGAAGACGGCACAUCGACUGAAGAUAUUGCGCCUGUUCCAAUUGUCGAGUUCAGUUAUACUGACAACGAUUCGGAAGCACUAGGUCAUGUGUUAGUUAGACUUCAGGGGAGAUCCCUGCCAAACAGAGCAUUUACCGCUGGACAAAGCGGACGGCGAGUAACAUUGGUGUUCGAUGCGUGUUUUCGGUAG
Molecule: messenger RNA, 1113 nt
Organism: Cylindrotheca closterium
Lineage: Eukaryota; Bacillariophyta; Bacillariophyceae; Bacillariales; Bacillariaceae
Source: the annotation of a GenBank genome assembly